Messenger RNA from Clunio marinus, 282 nucleotides. The record is from the annotation of a GenBank genome assembly. Lineage: Eukaryota; Metazoa; Arthropoda; Insecta; Diptera; Chironomidae.
AUGGUACCAACGUUCCCUUUUUAUAGUAGCACUUCUCAUAAUGAUAUUUAUGUAUAUUUAAUCAAUACCCAAAACAAUUACAACCUCGAAACCCUUCUUAUCACGUUCAAUUUCCUCGACGCUCAACUUCAAGCAGUUAAACUUUUAAAAGCAACAAAUAAAAAAAAGAAAAGUGAAACUCAAAAUAAAAGGAAUGAUCAAGAGAAGUUUGAAGAAAUAACAUUUCCCUGGAGAAUCCUCAAUAUUGGAAUGGCGCUCGUGGAUGAAGAAAGAAGUGUGUAG